AUGGAUCAGCCUCACGGCCGACAGCCCUUGCAAAACGAUCUGGGCUAUAAUGCACAGCUAGAGUUCAUAAACUCGCUCACGCAUCGGCUCGAAUCGUUUCUUCCAAACGUUACUGGCUAUUCAUUAAUAGAAGUGGAAUUGAAUCCUCAGUUCAAAAUUACAAAAGAUUUAUUGAUAGACAGAACAAAGUUCGACUUGAAGGUAUAUGGCAUGGAUUACAUCUCCAUCUGCUUUAUGAAGUUGUGUAACAUCAUAGAAUCGAUCAAUAAGGAUGCUAAAGAGGUAAAAUUAAAAGAUCGAGAUGAAAAACAAUUGUCAUCCACCCUCAUUAUCCUUAAGAUUCUCCGAGAACUCAUUGAGGAAUGUUGGUUAUCCCGAACGGCAUUAUCCAACUUCAAGUCAGAUGUCAACUUGAUGAACUUUGAAAUCUUGACCAAUUUCUCCUUCUACUACCAUUUCACUCCUCCUAAGCCCAUUAACGUCAACUACAUAAAUCUCAUCAUAGACAUCCUAGGGAGCUUACUCAGUGGAGAAGUCAUCAAGCGAGUAUUAAGCAUGAUCCAGAAAAGACCAAUAGAUGGUAAGGGCUAUUAUAAUAGCCACAGUUCCAAUAGUGAUACCCCUCUGUCGGUCCAGAGUAUUGUUUCUGGUGCCUCCAAUCAGCAAAAUCCUCAAACACAAUUGGGUCAUAAUCGAGGUCCCAGCUUAAUGGAAGAUCCCGUACUCGGGUCAGAUCUGCCCAUUUACUCCAGUGAACACGAAACUGCAAAAUUAAUCCAAGAGUUGGAUUUCAACAUCGAGAUUUGUUUGAGAUUCAUUGCCACUUCCAAUCCCCUUCAGUACUAUAAUUACUUGUACAAUAAUCUUUUCAAGUUUAGCGUAUCCAAUGAGGUUGUACCGCCCUAUAAUUUACAGAAGUACGCCCCUUUGAUCAAGUACACCUUUUACUCCUUAGAGAAUGGCUACGCAAUGGCCAAUGUGAUAAAUAAGAGUUUGGAGAGUAUUAAGAAUACCACCUGGAAACAGAUUAUAUUGGUGUUCUACUCCCAUAGUGUAAGGGAUCAAGCAUUUGCAAGACCUGAAGACUAUGAUGCGAUUGUUGAAAGCAGCAGUGAAGUUGCUGCCAUUUGCAAAAGCAUAUUUGAUCAAACGUGCUCGAUAUUCGAAGAGUUCCCAUACGCUGGUAUCGCAUCGAUGGUACAAACCUGGGUUUCGAUGUUAAAUCCAAGUGAUUAUAGAGAGUAUGAAUUGAAGCCAAACAAGUUAAAAUUGAGCUUCAACAAGCGGUUAAAGUUCAUCAAUAACCUCAUCAAAAAUAGUACCAAUAGAUCCAACCUUACUUGCUUUGAUUCAUUGAUUACCUUGUACCAUUUGGCUGCAAGAUUCCCUUCCAAUAUGUCUAACCAUCCAGUUUACAUAUUCACCAUGAGCCAUCUCGAUGAAACAUACGAAGCUUUAGUGAAGGUCAAUUUGUCCACAUUCAGCAUCAAUUUGAACUCACCCAAUAGUGACUACGUCAAAAUCUGUUAUGACAACUUGAUCGUUAACUUUUUCAUUGCUGCUAUAAUGUUGAAACCAGAGAAGUACUGCAACUUAUUGUUAAACAGAUUUCAAAGUAUCAAAGACAGCUACAGAGAUGUCAGAAUUAUUGUCAAGGUAGUAAGAGGAUUGUCUGAGUACACGUUGUCAUUGAAAUCCUUUAACCAAAUUAUGACCUCAAUUUCUCCUCAGUUGAAAUCCUUAUCAUCCAACGUUUCCAGAUUGUUGAGCCAGUAUUAUGAGAAUUCUAUAUCCAUCCACACCUCAUCAUCAUCGGCUUCCGUUUACUCUGAUAAAGCCAGUGUCUCAUCUUCAACGCAAAACAAUACCCGAAAGUUGAGCUUUGACCAAGAAUUGAGUCCACACUCAAGCCGUAUUCUUGCUCAUCAUCAUUCUCACCUUCAGCAGCAGUCAGUUUCAUCACAGCAAUUGUCGAGCCACCCUCAGACUAUCAGCAGUUCCUCAUUUCAUGAUAUUAAUGUGGACGAACUAAAGUUUUCUUCUGCUUCAAUAAGUGCAGCCGCCAGCACAGGCACUUCCAAAUUGGUCGCUAAUGUGGAAGAUCUAUUGGCUGAUUUAUUUGCGAUUUUUAAAGCAUCCCCACAGCUAUUCUUCAAUGAUAUAUCCUUUAUGGAACCAGAGAUCUUUUACCAGGAUGAAGAUGCUUCAAGGGCUCGUAUUUUAAAGUUUGUUCAGGACAAUGUCGAUAGUUUGAGAGUUGGUUUACAAUCCAGGUCAAUGAAUAAUACCGACGAUAGCACAUUGUUCAGUUCCACUUGUCGGUUGAUCAUGUCUAUUGUCGAUAAACAGAGUAAUAUGACAAGUAACUUGAAUAUUGUCACCAGCUUUGCCAACUACUCCACAUGCAAACAGAUUGUUAAGUCAAUUUGUGACUCUUGCUUAUCAUUGUCAUUGACAGACGUAAAAUUUAAGUCAAACCUAAUCUUUUUGAACGAAUUCUUGGAGAUGAGAGAGGAGUUCAAUAAGAUUGUCACUAAGAGCCCCAUUGUCCAAGAUCCUAGAUCUCAUUGCGAUGAGACUGACGUUGGAAACUCUGUUGAAAGAAUCUUAUUGUUGUCAUUGUGUACACACGAUAUCCAAUUCUAUAACAUAGUGAAAGAUACCAUGAAAUGGCAUUUACUUCACGUCAAAAGAAUUAGUACUCACUUUGAGCACAACCUUGCAGAUACAUUUGAAAAAUUGGUUCAGGAUGAUUUCGUGUUUACUGGAUUUGUGUCUUUACAUAAGAGAUUCAGAAAUAUUUUGAGAGAAUCUAGACCAACUAAAGCAUUAUACCAAGUAUGGUUGAUCAUCUAUGAACGAUGGUGUGAUCUCUUAUUCAACAAGAUUGCCUCCUUGAAUGAAGAAAACUUACUUUUUCGUCAUUUCACCGGAUUUUUGGUUUCAACUUCAGGAUGUUUCCUUCUGAACGAAUUUGCUGAUGGAGAUCCCGUAUUACGUCUGAAGCUGGAGCAGAAUAUUUCAAACUUUUUCGACAGGUGUAUUAACUUGUUGACUUCUCUGGACUUAGUGAUAAGAGUCAUCAUCAAAGACGCAUUGUCCAAUGAAUCUCAUUCGGCCGUUUAUCAAUUGGUUUCAAAUAAGUUGGUGACGGUGGUCAAUAAAUUUGAAGAGAACAAGAAUAUUUAUGAAGAAAGCGUGUUAUUCACCGAGCAAACGAUUAUGAUUAUGACUUCUAUGCUCAGUAUUCCAAAUGAAGGGGCUGUGGUUUUAACUGCUCUUUUGCCAGAGAUUUGUGUCGUUCUAAUUAAAUUAAUUAACUUGGUUGAAGACCCGGUGAACCAAUUAAGGUUGAAAUUGAGAUUCUGCAAGUUGACCGUUACCAUUGAAACAAACAGAAAAAGACUCUUGUUAACAGGUGCUUACAAAAUCAGAAAUUUCUAUGCAAAGUCAACAUGUGAUUGGUUAGAACAAAGUGCUUUCUUCGAUGAAUUACCAGGUCCAGUUGGAAACCAAACUGGGUUUAAUUAUAUCAACAGCUACAAAUCAUCUAAUUCAUCUACAAAGUCCACAAAUAAAGACUCGGAGUUGGUAUAUCUCAAUGUUGAUCUAGCAACUGAAAGUUCUAAAGCGUUGGCAUUGCAAUUAGAAGACUUAUUGUUGGAUAUCCCCGAAGGAACUAGUGAAAAGGAUGUCCCCAAAUACAAGGAUUUGUCAUUUGCAAACUAUUUUUCUUUGUUUUACAGGAUCUUAACCAAGUACACUAUGAAUAAUUCUGGUAAUGUGAAGUCCAAGUACAAAAUACAGGCUAUUGUUGAUAAUGUUUUGAAGUGUAUAACCAAUAUUUUGCAGUACGAUACUGAUAUUGGUUUGCAGCUUGUGUUUCCUUUGGGCUACCAUGACAACAAAAAGAUCAGAGCAUUGUUUUUAAGUGUUUUUGCAGAAAUGUUGUAUGAACGUAAGAUAAUAAGGAAGAAGAGCAAAGAUUUUACUGAAAUUAAUUUGCUUGGAAUCGGUUCUCUUACCGAUAUUUUGACUUCUGCCAGUGUCAUUGCUUCCAACCAGAAUCACAACUUGUAUGCCUCUUCGUUGUUCGGAGUCUAUGGAUACCUCCACAAGUUGGAUGAGCUAUUUGAAAAUCUUUUAAAUGAAGAAAUCAAUAACGUCUCCAGAACAGCAGAUAUCUUUAGAAGGAACAGUACGUUGACAAAAUUGUUGGCUAAAUUAGCCAAAGAUGAUGGAAUGGAUUAUUUGACUUUGGUUUUGAAAGACUUCGUUCAAGAAUUCAAUGAUAAGGAAAUUAACUUCAACGUCGAGAAAGAGCAAGACUCCAAUUCGAACCCUGAUCUAUUCAUGAGUUACUUGAACAAUCUCGUUAGCUUAAUUUGCGAUUCAGCCGAUUCGAUGCCAAAAUCCUUCAGAUACGUUUGCUCGCAAAUCUAUAGAAAGGUUAACGCUAAGGUUCCUGAUGCUAGUUUAAUUGCAGUUGGUUCUUUUGUGUUUUUAAGAUUUUUCUGCCCUGCAGUUAUAAGUCCAGAAUCUUUCUUCGAGAUUGAUGUUAUUUGUCAUAGUAACAAAAAGUCUUUGUUACAGUUGGUAAAAGUGCUUCAAAAUAUGGCUAACAAAACAUUGUCUGUCUUGAAAUGGAAGAGUUUGAAUCAAAAAAUGGACGAGUUAAUGCAAAUCCAGCGUAAGAUUUUCAAAUUUUUGCAGGAUGUUUCUUCCUAUGAUUCUACAGAGUAUCCAUUUGAAGAAAUUACCGAAAUGCCAAUACCAGAGUUGAGAUAUGUCCACAAGUUUUUCUUCACUUAUUACAAAGAAAUUAAGCAGAAUUUUCUCUUGGGAGAAUUCUCUAGUGAUGAGCUAAAGAAGAGAGUGGAGCAGAUGACAUUAUGUGACGAUAUAUUGAGGGAAGUUGGUCAACCUAAAGCCUUGUUGACAAUUCAAGGUGGUGAUGGUGGAGGUUAUAAGAAUUUUGACCCUACCGGUACAGUGAGCAGUGAAUACACUGAGUUCAUGAACCGAAUGUCUGCGAAAUAUGCUGAUAAGGCCAUUGAUGUUUCCUUGAUUCACAAUGCCAUAUUUCAUGAUGGUACUCCUGUAGUGGUGGUGAACUUAAAAACUUUGACGUUGGUUGACUUCGAUGUAAAUUUAUUAGUUUACAAGUUGUUUGAAACUGCCAGUCAAGUAUGGGAUAACAAAUUCUAUUUUGUGUUUGACUUCACCCAAUUCUCGACUGAAAUGCACGUGUUGGUGACCUAUGCGACGUUGUUGAAUACUUAUGGGCCUAGCCAGUUAUUCAAAAACUGUACCCGGAUCUAUUAUUUCAACCUCCCUAUCAAGAAUGUUGGCACUUUCUUCAACCUAGUUAAACCUUCAAAUGUUGAGGACAAGGAAGCAAGAGCAAGAUUCUAUACUUACUCCCAUUGCGAUUCAAAUGAUAUCAUUUCCAGUUUAUGCCUCAGUGAAGACACCAUGGCAAUAACAAGGGAUAAAAAGGUGGAGUUCCUUAACUGUAAAGUAUUAGACUCAACCACUCAAAGUUUUUAUUCUGCCACAAUCAAAAUUGGAAGACUGUUUUUCUUGAUCUGUUCGGACGAAUUUAUUGCAACAAACCAUGAACUCUGUGCUACAAAAGGUUUCAGGCCGGUCGACAUAUACAGCUUGAGUGAUAUCACAAGAUGUGAAAUUACCAAAUCCAGCGGUGCUACGGACGAGUUCACUAUCUACUUCAAUAGCGGACAGAGUGUUAUCGUGAGAUCACACGAAAGACUGGAAAUCUUAAGAUUCAUGUAUUUCACUACUUCCAGAUUACCCAAACCUUAUAUCGAUGAAGAAGAUAGAAACUUCCAGGGGGACGUUUCUAACUUGUGGUUUGGCAGAUUGUUUAAUAUUGUAUUCCAGAGUCUAUUAUGUGAGGAUGAUGAAGUCAGAUCAUCUGCCUCUUAUUUGUUUGCUUCGGUAGGCAACUAUUUCGAGAUUGAAUACAGUAUUUCAAAAAAUCAUGCCAAAGACAUUGCAUAUCCUGCCAACACCACUGAUUUCAUUGUUGCUGUAUCCAAAUACUUGUCACGUAAGUUCCCAGAAAUGUCUUACAGAUUUUUCAGAUCAUUCUUUGACUGUUACGAUAAGCUUCCUAGCCGUCAUAGAAUCAAUGCUAUUCUAUAUUUAUCUCCAUGGCUUGAUAAUAUUUGUGACUACAUUUACUUGAAAGAUGAACAAAGUGGACCUGACAGAGUGGCUGGUAUUAUCAGACAAGUGUGCCUGAUUUCUGCUUUAAACAAGGAUACUAUUUCAGCGAUCAAUGAUUACAUUUGGAAGAAGUUAUUUGCUGAGUCUAUUUUAACACCAUUGUUAUUGGACGAGAUUGUCACCUUCACUAUGGACAAUAGAAAUGAUGAUCCUGAUUGGUCAUUCAUUAUAUCAGUGUUGUCCCCUAGUGUUGAGCUUUGCGGAGAAACCAUCACAAGAUUAAUCACUUGUAUCAAUGAGGCUACAAAUAAUGAUUCAGAAAUAGCCGCAGAAAGCAAAUUGUUUGAAAUAAUGAUAUUAGUGAAGAUAUGUGCUUCACUUUUCUUCGAUUCCUAUAUUUUUGCUCAAUUGUACUUGGCAGAUGUAUUCUUCAUCUGUUCUUUGUUCAUUGACAAUCCUUCUUUGGAAUUUGGAGGUGACUUGCAAAAAUUGGUUAUCAACACCAUUCAAUCUUUCUUCAACAAACCUGACUUGACUGAAAUAGAAGAAAAGACUGUUGAAGAAACAUUAGCAUAUUUCAGUGGCCAAAGGGCAAAGAUGUUGUUUGGUUUAACGAGAGAGAAAACUACAGCCACCUCGGACAUCAACCAAUUAUACAAUAGAGCAGCCAGUUUUGAGACUUUAUGUGACUAUUUGAACGAGUUCAUAACUGUAUUGGGCUCAGCAGAUGACAGGUCGGGUUGGCGAUCUCGCUGGUGUUCUUAUGCCAUGGAUGUCGCCUUCUCCAAUUCCUCAUUAUUUCAAUUUAGAGCUAUUUUGGUGGUAGGUAUUCUUUCCAAGUCUGGUAUUAGUGACCAUACUGCUACAAACAUGUUGAAGUUAAUGAGCAGGACCUCUUUCAAUAAUACCUUGGAAUCUAUGACAAACGUUCUUAUGAGUGCCGCCAAGAUCUUCAAAGGAUUGUCAAAAGAUUCGGUUUUCCCCUCCAUAAUCAUAUGGCCUGAAUUAUAUUUGGGCAUGUUGAACUAUUCUUCAUUAUACCAAGUAAGUAUUCAAUGUUUAUUGAACACCUUGUUGAAGAAUUACGAACAAGGACCAGGUUUUGUUGACCGUGUUUUUGAACAAAGAAAGCACUUGGAAAGCUUUAUCGAAUCUUUUGAGAAAUCCCAUGGUUUCCACAUCGAUAAGAAGAAUAUAUUGUGUUAUGUGUUUUUCAUUUUCACACAGGGAUUGAAAUUAAGUCACAUUAAACAUACGUCUUUGACUUGUAUGAAACAAGUCUUCAAGGAGCGAUAUGUUAUUGAAGCAAAAGACGAAUACGAAGUGCCCAGUGGCUCAUUGCCAUACUUACUUUUCAUUUGGUUGUCUACUAAUGAGUCCAGUUUCAGUGAAUAUAUUGCCACAACGGAGUACCAACCAUCUGAAUGGUUAAUUAUUCACAAUUUGAACGCCCCAAAGGUUAUAAUUGAUUAUUUGUUGUCAGAUCAAGUUUACCCAACAUUGGCGUUGUACCAAGCUGCUUAUAUCUAUGCCACUACAACUGUUGAUUCUGGUUUCAAAACCAGAUUUCUCAUUUUGUUGAACCAAAUCUUCAGCAUUAACCCACGUAAAGGACAGAUGAUUUUCCACAUUAUUAAAUCAGAGCUUGCUCUGACCAUGAUAAAUAGCAAUUCCACGGAUACAGUGAUAGUGGUAUCUGAAAUCAUGACCCAAAUCAUGCUGGACCCUACAUAUUCAUUGGAGGAGCAUUCCAAUGCUACAGACGAGUUCUUGAAGGAAAAUGGAAUGAUGAUCAUGAAGAGCUAUCGAUUCCGUAAACUUUCAGAUCUUUUAGCAUCUGACGAAACUGCAAAAGAAAAGAUUGAACGAGACAAUGAAAGACUACAAGAGAUGAUUUAUAGAAGCGCUUCAUCUUACGUUGAAAACGAAAAACUCGAAGAUUAA
Yamadazyma tenuis ATCC 10573 is the source of this 8136-nucleotide messenger RNA. It is a transcript of the gene IRA2, whose product is annotated as Ras GTPase activating protein. Gene Ontology annotation, biological process: regulation of GTPase activity. The record is from RefSeq and is a predicted model, not a curated record. NCBI's taxonomy places the organism in Eukaryota, Fungi, Ascomycota, Pichiomycetes, Serinales, Debaryomycetaceae.